AAGAAAUAACCAUCUUUAAAGUAUAGUCAUGUAUAAUUGGGCUUCGACUGGACAAUUAUGGUAUAUCAGAUGUUGUGCAGGUUAAUGUUGGAAAAUUAUUUACCAAUAACAAAGUUUACAAUACAUGAAUAUAUAUUUCAUUGGAUCCGCAUCAAGGCUUUCAAAUUAGGGUUUUGCAUUGCAUUAGAGAUUAAAUCACUCCAUCAAACAUUUUCUUGUGACUCUGACAUCCGACUUGAUCUUCUUCGGCCAGAAACAGCGAGAUAUCCGUUCAGCCUUUUCUUUCACCUUAUUCCAUCCCUUCCCGGCGAGGAUGCGAUUCCAUCUCAAUUUCUGGCCGCGGUAACCACCGCCGCAAAAAGCCCCGUACCACCGAUUGAAUCACGCUGUGAUUCAAGGAAAAAACACCAGGAGCAAUGACUACUCACAAACUUUCUCAAUGUAUUCAAGGUCCAAUCUCCAACUCAUUCUGCAUAUCAACGAUUUCGGAGCUGUUGAGUAAACAGCACUGGUCAGAGCUCAAAUCUCAUCUAAGAGUAACCAAACCUGCAACAUUUCUAGAUCAAUUACUUAAUUCCGGUAUAGAUUCCGACCUUGUUUUUAGGUUCUUUAAUUGGUCUCAGAAAGAGUUCAGAUUUUCAUAUGAUCUUGAACCAACUGCCAAACUUUUACAUUCUCUAGCGAAUUCGAAAAGCUACUCUAAAGUUAGGUCUUCUCUGGAUAGCUUUGUUAAAAACAGGAAACAUACAGUUUCUUCUGUUUUUCACUCCCUUUUGUUAGGCGGAGGUCGAUCCAGUGCUACUGUUCUGAUAAUCGAUAUGUUGGUGUUAGCGUAUGUUAGAAAUUUAGAGAUGCAUUCUGCUUAUGAAGGGUUUAAGCGAGCUCAAGAUUAUGGAUUUAAACUAUCGCUGACUUCGUGUAAUCCGUUGUUGAGUGCUUUGGUGAAGGAGAAUAGAAUUGGUGAUGUGGAGUAUGUGUAUAAGGAGAUGAUAAAGAGAAGAAUUCGACCAAACUUGAACACGUUUAAUGUUUUCGUUAAUGGUCUUUGUAGAGGUGGUAAGUUGAACAAGGCGGAGGAUGUUUUUGAAGAUAUGAAGGCGUGGGGAGUUUCGCCGAAUGUGGUUACUUAUAAUACUCUCGUUGAUGGUUAUUGCAAGAGGGGCGGUGCUGGAAAAAUGUACAAAGCUGAAGCUAUUAUGAAGGAAAUGGUUGCUGAGAAAAUUUGUCCGAAUGAAGUUACUUUUAAUACUCUUAUUGAUGGGUUUUGUAAGGAUGAGAAUGUAUUGGCUGCAGAGAAGGCUUUUGAAGAGAUGCAAAAGCAGGGAUUGAAACCUAAUACAGUUACUUAUAACUCGCUGAUAAACGGUUUAUGUAAUAACGGUAAGCUAGAAGAGGCGGUUGAUUUGUGGGAUAAGAUGGUUGGUUUGGGUUUGAAGCCAAAUAUUGUAACUUAUAAUGCUCUUAUAAAUGGGUUUUGUAAGAAGAAGAUGAUGAAGGAAGCAAAAAAGGUUUUUGAUGAUAUAACCGAGCAAGAGUUGGUUCCCAAUGCUAUAACAUUCAAUACUAUGAUUGAUGCAUACUGUAAGGAAGGGAUGAUGGAGGAAGGGUUUGCACUAUGUAGUUCAAUGCUAGACGAAGAGAUUUUGCCGAAUGUUUCAACUUAUAACUGCUUAAUUGCAGGCCUGUGCAGAAAACGGGAUUUACGGGCUGCAAAGGAGCUUCUAAAUGAAAUGGAGAACAAUGGUUUAAAAGGCGACGUUGUGACAUACAACAUCUUGAUAGAUGGAUCGUGCAAAAUCGGCAAACCAAGAAAUGCAGAAAAGUUACUUAAUGAAAUGUUCAACCUUGGUUUGAAACCUAAUCAUGUGACAUAUAAUACUUUGAUGGAUGGUUAUUGUAUGGAGGGGAAUCUUAAGGCAGCGUUGAACGUGAGGGCGCGUAUGGAGAAAGAACGAAAGCAGCCGAAUGUUGUUACUUAUAAUGUUUUGAUUAAAGGGUAUUGUAAAAUUGACAAGCUAGAGGCUGCAAAUAAUCUUCUUAAUGAGAUGUUGGAAAAGGGUUUGAAUCCAAACCGUAAUACAUAUGAUAUAGUAAGAUUGGAAAUGUUGGAGAAAGGCUUUAUUCCUGAUAUAGAAGGACACUUGUAUAAUAUCUCUAGCAUGUCUUAGGAAGAACUUGAUUUGUCCCUUGUUUAUGUACCGCUAGAUAUCCCUUUGGAACAUCCACCUCAUCUAGAUAUUUUUAUAAACAACUAACUUUCUUAAAAUCUAU
Lathyrus oleraceus (garden pea) is the source of this 2271-nucleotide messenger RNA. Its product is annotated as pentatricopeptide repeat-containing protein At1g09820. NCBI's taxonomy places the organism in Eukaryota, Viridiplantae, Streptophyta, Magnoliopsida, Fabales, Fabaceae. The record is from RefSeq and is a predicted model, not a curated record. The transcript has 2 exons. Gene Ontology annotation, molecular function: protein binding. Bases 417 to 2168 code for a protein of 583 amino acids.